GUUAUGCUAGAUAAGUCUUCUUGUCUCCCUUAGAAACGGAACUUGCAAAUUCGACUGAUAUUUCUCAGGUCUAACAUGCAUUCAGCUGUUUAUUUAUUUUUCCAUAAGGUAAUAAAAGUCAGCUGACUAGUAUUCCUUCAUAAAAUUUUCAAGUUAGGGAGAACAAAGCUGGAGGUAACAGAUCAGCACAAGCGGCGCCAGGAGGCUCGUGAAAAGCGCUCAAGAGAUCUUGUAGAUGGCUUGAUAGAGUACAUAUCAUUGGACAAUGAGAACUACAAGUACGUUAUAAUUGCCAGCAAAGAGAAUGCUAAUAUGAUUAUCGAGGAGGGUUUUAUUUCGUCUUAUGCCCGAGAUGAAAUUUUAGAUGGUCUUGAAAGGAUAGAAAAGGACAUUGAAGAUGGAAAGUUUCAGUGGAUAAAUAAUAAAGAUAUCCGAACUAAUAUCAUGGAAGCGCUUGUUGACAUAGUUGAAGGACCAGCUAAAAGGCUGGAUGCAGUAAUAAGUCAUUAUGAUCAAAUGCUAACAGUCCUAAAUUUAUGGUGCAAUGACUCCAUUGAUAAAUUUGUUACUCAAAUAAAAGAACUCCAGGUUGAGCUUGUUUUGCUAGCAGUAAGAAACGAGGGAUUGGUUGUACCUUGCUUCAAUAGGAAUGCAUACUGUAUUCUACUUGGCGAUAUGUUAUUGUCGAAAGUUGAACAGCUAGAAAAUGAUGUCUCUCGGCUUCUUAGUUGCAAAAACAAGAUGGAAUCUACACGACUAACUCCUAACCCUUCAGGAAGCAACGUUUGUUCUAUGAACAGCUUAUGUAAUGGUUGUUUGCAUCACGUACACAACUCUAUUAUGGAUUUUGGAAAUCUGAUCGUCGGUGACAUCGGACACGAUCUUACAGAUCUUGAGAAUGACCUGCAUACAUUAAAUCUCUGGUUGACACCGAAUGAUGAAGUGACCAAAAGUUUACACCUUAUGUGGGGGCACAAGAUUGAUCUAGGUAUUAUUGAAAUACUGGGACAUUCUGGCUCUAUCUACAAUGAAGCUGCGGAUAGCAGCAAGCGGUUUUUGAAAGCCUACAAAGUUGUUCCAGAGAUGAUCAAAGCAGCUAGAGAAUUUGUAAGAAACUUGUUUUUUAAUCCUGAAAAGUUUCCGAGCUUCCCACCUAUUGGUUCCGCUGGUGAUCCAAAGCUUGCAGGUUUCCGUGCAUCGAAGGAUCUAGAGCGACUAUACGGUGGGGAAGCUGCGGUGAGGCAAGAUUUCAUAUCUCACAGCGACGAUACUGCGGGGAAGCUGCUCGAUUGGCUCCGGCGUCUUCAUCAGUCGGAGCAGAGAAGUUAGUCUAACGAACAUGUGCAGUUGCGGUGUUGGACAUAUAUUUAUUUAUGGCUGGCCAAAUUGUUUAAGUUUUUUUUAUAUCUAUUUGAAGAAUCGUAAGAGUACUCAAGGUAGAACAUUGUAUUAUCUAGCGAGAACUGCUGCUAUAUCCUAUGAAUGCAAGAAUUAGUUAGCUUGGUAUGCUGAG
Molecule: messenger RNA, 1513 nt
Organism: Lolium rigidum
Lineage: Eukaryota; Viridiplantae; Streptophyta; Magnoliopsida; Poales; Poaceae
Product: argininosuccinate lyase, chloroplastic-like
Exons: 7
Coding region: 313-1329 (338 amino acids)
Cellular component (GO): cytosol
Molecular function (GO): argininosuccinate lyase activity
Source: RefSeq, a predicted model, not a curated record